Struthio camelus australis is the source of this 6464-nucleotide messenger RNA. The record is from RefSeq and is a predicted model, not a curated record. NCBI's taxonomy places the organism in Eukaryota, Metazoa, Chordata, Aves, Struthioniformes, Struthionidae.
GGUCCAGCCUCAAAACAAGUUCUGAAGCAGAAGGAAGAGGGCCACCUUCCACAUGCUCCACCAUCACUUACUAAUAAUCUUGGAGAAUGUUGGCCUACUUGGUGCUCCUUUUGCAUGGAAAAUGGAAAUCGUAUCUUGUCACCACAAUGUUCUCCUGGGGUGAGGUCAUUCUUCUGGGGACACAUGCUGUGUGACUCUGCCAGCUUUAGUGGGGAUAGUCCUAACCUACCUGAUGUGGGAAUAAGCCAGCCGAAGCACGCUGCUGCCUGUUCAUGACUGCUUUCUUCAUGCUACUGUGCUGGGCACAGCUUGCUUUUUCUCUAGGUGGGCUGGAAGAGGCAGCUCCCUUUCCACUUCAGAUUUGGUGUCAGAAUUCUGUUCUGGCUGUCUUUCUGCUACAGAACUCCAUUGAUGUGCUUCUCAUUACCAUCUGCACAGUUAGUUUAUAAAAUUAAAUAGAAGUAGUAAACAAAAUACCAGAUACUCCUCCUAAAGCUCCAUCUGUAAAUAUCUCCCUUGCCUACUCAUGCUUUUUGAUGAAGGAAAAGUAAGCAGUUAGAGAACCUAAAACAGGUUGGAUUACGUCAAAACAGGCAGUUCUGUUAAAAUCAAAACAUUGCUGUUUGAUAUUUUAAGCGCCCGAUUCUCUCAACAAGCACACUGACGAAACUGAAGCUCCUUGUUUUGACAUUUUCAGAAUGAAAAGUUUAGAUUUUUCAUUCUGAAGUAUGUUUUCAUCCAAAAUGAACUAUCAUGAUCUACCAAAGUUUAAAAUACUUUUCCCUUAUAGAAAAAAUGUGGGUUUGUUUGGUUUGGAUUUGCUCUGAUUUGGAAGGAACUUGAAAUUUUUUGAUCUCUCAGUCUUCCCAUUCUCCCUACAGUUCUAACUGUUGGUUCCCUAAGAACAAUGAUAACAGUCGGUUUUUUUCCGUAUUUUUCUUGUUACUGAAGUACUAAGUUUACCUAUGCACCAAGUAAACAUGAAAAAUUGUACACUAAAUUUGCAGUAGUGGCUAGCUGUGUUUUCAGUAAAUUCAGUUAUUAAAAAAAACCUUCAUAUCCUUACUUCAGAACUCUAGAAAACCUGGAGCAAUUUCCCUUUGAUUGCCAGGAAUCUAGAUGUGGAGCUGAUUCCAGUGCUAAUCCACAGUGUGAUCAGAUGCUCUUUGUCAUCGUCAUGCCUCGAUUUCUAUUCCAUGGCACAGGGAGUCUGACCUGUGUUAUAUGAAGAAAGCAAACAAUUAAUGUGUGUCUUCUCACUGGUACUUCUCUGUAUGAAGCUAUCAAUACGCGUAAGGCUCAUCUAUGCUGCGCGGAGGCAAGUGGCAUAGUGACAUGUGGCUUCAUCCACUUCGGUCACCAGAGGAGGCAGUGCUGAGGGAAAGCACUAAGCUGGUUGCAGUGGCUCACCUGUAAUGCAGCAGCUGUUAGGCUUGCUUUCUGCAUACAAGGUCCCAGGUUUGUCACUCUGUAAGUGCAAGACAGCUGUUCACACAGGAGGCAGCUCUGGUUCGGACCCUCAUCACUUUACGUGUAUACUUCUGUGACUUUUGUGACUUCUUCCUACUUUUCCUGAGCCGUUAUAGUGAACAAAAAAAAAAAUUUGUGUUACUGACUUCAAAGGCUUAAAUAGUCAUUUAAGCGGUUGAAAUCGAACAUGUAUUAGAAAACAUAGAUGGCUACCCAUCUGUAAAAGUAAUCCCCACAAAAUACAUCAGCAUACACAUCAUGUACAAAUAUGAAAUAUGUUGCUUUGUAAUCACUAUUUGACAUGGGCUGAGAGUUCCCUGAGGUAGUACUCAUUUGCACUGGAACAAAAAUUCCAGGCACAGCAUUCAUCAACAUUUGCCUCUUUAAGGAUGGAAAUGCUGUAGCGACUUUGAGAGUAUUUGUAUUGAGUAGGUGAAAAGCAUGUGGCUCUGACAUAGCUUCUUAGGUUUUGAUUUUUAGACUGUUUAUCUUAUAGCAUAUUCAUCAAUUUUAGGAAGUUAAACUUGCUUUCAUUGUGUGAAACAUGCUUCUAAGGUUGAAAUUUGCAACCACAGUGUUGCAUUAAUGAAGUUUUUUGAACUGAUGGAUGUGAAUCCUCUGUGCCAUGUGUGUUUUCUUCUAUACUGCAUAGAGUUAUAGGAUAGAAGGCAACUUGGCAGAGAGCAGAUCUUUAAUUAGCAGUAUGAAGCUCAGGCAUAUGCUGUCUAGCAGUUACUUAUUCUGGUUAUUCAGUCACAUUGGCUUAGAGACCUUUAGUUGCCCACACAGUACAGUUCUCUUCUGUUUGGGUUUGUCUUUCACGACUGCCAAAAGCUCAGCUUGUGUGAGCGUUUUCUCUUUGUAAGUAAGGUUCAAACUGUAUCCAAUAAGGACACUGCUAGAGAGGAUGACCUUGGCUGGUGAUACUGUGCAGGCAUUAAUGACGGACUAGAUGAAGAGCAUAAUAAUCUUGCCAAUUCCCAGAAGAAAUACUGUCGCCAGGACAACUGAAACGGUAUGACACAGGAGAUAAGGGAUAUGCUCGCCAGUAUGCUUGAUCGCAGUGCUCUCUUCAGAUUUUACCCAGCGGAAAACACGGAUGGUUCCUUUCACACAUUUAUAAAGUUAAUGCUUCCACGCACCUUUGCCCGUGCUUCUUGGUGUCUGCUUUUGUGAAGCACUGAGCAUGUUUCCUGGAAGAAAAAGAUGUUGCUUUGCCAAGUUGUGCUUCCCACUUCCUGGUUUAACUCCAAACCUGAUCUCCUUUGUAAAUUGUUUCAUCUCACAUGUGCCAUCUUCUGCACUGGCUCUUGUGAUACUUAAUCAGAAAAAGAAAGUGGGAAGUGACUCAAAGGUCCACAGACUGUAGACUAUGCUAAGUAACGUAAUACAACAUUUGCAAAUCAUAGACAGCUCUUAAGAAAUAAAGAUAACAACUAGGUAGAAGAAAAGAGAGAUCUUCAAAAGAAAGGUGGAAAGACAGACAACUGAGAACAAUGCUUUGGGUAGAGAGCCCCCCCCCCGGGGAAGGGACUGCCAUCGGCCAGCCUUGCCCUCCUGGGACACAGCCUAGCUGCACAGCACAGGAGCAGCGCAGCGCCUGGAGCCGCGUCGUGCCACGUGACGGCCCAGCGGGGAUAAUAAGCCGCAGCAAUGAGCCGCGUUGGGCUUCUCCGGAGACUCAGCCACAGGGACCUGCAGCAGCAGCAGCAAGAGAGGGAGAAAGAGAGAGAGAGAAGGUCACCACAGGUCAGCUCCUACCUGACAGCUUCAGCCUGUGCUCUCAGCGAGACUCAUCAAUAUUCACACCCUGUCACCUCGGAAAAAGAAAAAGAGAAAGAAAAAAACCAAACUGCUACCAACCCAUCAGCAAUUAAACUAAAAACUAACAACAACAGUUUAAAAGUAGUCAAAGCCACAGCAAUUGAAGCUGAUCCUGGGUAGCAUGAAUCAGAUAGAAACAAACAUGCAGUACACCUACAGCUAUGAAGAAGAGGAGUACAUGACCCAAGAGGAGGAAUGGGACAGGGACCUGCUCCUGGACCCAGCAUGGGAGAAACAACAAAGGAAGACAUUUACAGCCUGGUGCAAUUCUCAUCUCAGGAAAGCAGGCACACAGAUUGAGAACAUUGAGGAGGACUUCAGGAACGGCCUCAAACUGAUGCUCCUCUUGGAAGUUAUCUCAGGGGAAAGACUACCAAAACCAGACAGAGGAAAGAUGCGCUUCCAUAAAAUUGCUAAUGUCAACAAAGCUCUGGAUUAUAUCGCCAGCAAAGGAGUGAAACUUGUGUCAAUUGGUGCAGAAGAAAUUGUUGAUGGCAAUGUGAAAAUGACGCUGGGUAUGAUCUGGACUAUUAUCCUUCGCUUUGCUAUUCAGGAUAUUUCAGUGGAAGAGACUUCUGCCAAAGAAGGGCUGCUGCUGUGGUGUCAAAGAAAAACUGCUCCUUACAGAAAUGUGAACAUUCAGAAUUUCCAUCUUAGCUGGAAAGAUGGCCUUGGAUUAUGUGCACUUAUCCACAGACACCGACCUGAUCUUAUUGACUACUCCAAACUAAAUAAGGAUGACCCCAUAGGAAAUAUCAAUCUUGCCAUGGAAAUCGCUGAAAAGCAUUUGGAUAUCCCUAAGAUGUUGGAUGCAGAAGAUGUAGUAAACACUGCCAGACCUGAUGAAAGAGCCAUUAUGACUUAUGUUUCCUGUUACUACCAUGCAUUUGCUGGUGCUCAGAAGGCUGAGACUGCAGCUAAUCGGAUCUGUAAGGUGCUUGCUGUGAAUCAAGAAAAUGAGAGGUUGAUGGAAGAAUAUGAGAGACUAGCAAGUGAGCUUUUAGAAUGGAUUCGCCGGACAAUUCCUUGGCUGGAAAACAGGACUCCAGAAAAAACAAUGCAGGCCAUGCAGAAGAAAUUAGAGGAUUUCCGAGACUACCGCCGCAAACAUAAACCUCCCAAAGUGCAGGAAAAAUGUCAGCUGGAGAUCAAUUUCAACACCCUGCAGACAAAACUGAGGAUCAGCAAUCGGCCAGCUUUCAUGCCAUCAGAGGGGAAAAUGGUUUCAGAUAUUGCUGGUGCUUGGCAGAGACUUGAGCAAGCUGAGAAAGGCUAUGAAGAGUGGCUGCUGAAUGAAAUACGAAGAUUGGAAAGACUUGAACACUUGGCUGAGAAAUUCAGGCAGAAGGCUUCCACUCAUGAACACUGGGCAUAUGGCAAAGAGCAGAUCUUACUUCAGAAGGAUUAUGAAUCUGCUUCUCUGACAGAAGUUCGCGCUAUGUUGAGGAAACAUGAAGCUUUUGAGAGUGAUUUGGCUGCUCACCAGGACAGGGUGGAACAGAUCGCUGCCAUUGCCCAGGAGCUGAAUGAACUGGACUACCAUGAUGCUGCAAGUGUCAAUGAUCGAUGCCAAAAGAUAUGUGACCAAUGGGACAGACUGGGAACACUUACUCAGAAAAGGAGGGAGGCACUGGAGAGGACGGAGAAAUUGCUGGAAACAAUUGAUCAGCUUCACCUGGAGUUUGCCAAAAGAGCUGCUCCUUUCAACAACUGGAUGGAAGGUGCUAUGGAAGAUCUACAAGACAUGUUUAUCGUUCAUAGCAUAGAGGAAAUUCAGAGUUUAAUCUCUGCACAUGAUCAGUUUAAAGCUACUUUGCCGGAGGCAGAUGGUGAAAGACAGGCCAUAUUGUCAAUCCAGAAUGAAGUUGAGAAAGUUAUUCAGAGUUACAACAUGAGAAUAAGCUCAAGCAAUCCUUACAGCACUGUCACUGUGGAAGAAAUCCGUACCAAGUGGGAAAAGGUGAAACAGCUGGUGCCCCAGAGGGAUCAAUCCUUGCAGGAGGAGCUAGCCCGCCAGCACUCAAAUGAGCGCCUACGUCGCCAGUUUGCUGCUCAGGCCAAUGUCAUUGGGCCGUGGAUCCAGACCAAGAUGGAGGAAAUUGCCCGCAGCUCUAUUGAAAUGACAGGGCCUUUGGAGGACCAGAUGAAUCAGCUGAAGCAAUAUGAGCACAAUAUCAUCAACUAUAAAACCAAUAUUGACAAACUGGAAGGAGAUCAUCAGCUUAUACAAGAAGCCCUGGUGUUUGACAACAAGCACACCAACUAUACUAUGGAGCACAUCCGUGUUGGAUGGGAGCUCUUACUUACCACCAUUGCUCGAACUAUCAAUGAGGUUGAGACUCAGAUCCUCACAAGAGAUGCUAAGGGUAUCACUCAGGAACAAAUGAAUGAAUUCAGAGCAUCAUUCAAUCAUUUUGACAGGAAUGAAUCUGGCAAGCUGCAGUCUGAUGAAUUUAAAGCCUGCCUCAUCAGUCUAGGACAGGUUGGAAAUGACCUGCAGAGGAAGAAUGGACUGAUGGACCAUGAUGAUUUCAGAGCUUGCUUAAUUUCAAUGGGUUAUGAUUUGGGUGAGGCUGAGUUUGCCCGAAUCAUGUCUCUGGUUGACCCCAAUGGGCAAGGAACCGUCACUUUCCAGUCCUUCAUUGACUUCAUGACCAGAGAAACAGCGGACACAGACACGGCUGAACAAGUGAUCGCUUCCUUCAGAAUUCUCGCUUCAGAUAAGCCUUAUAUCCUGGCAGAUGAAUUACGUCGAGAACUGCCUCCUGAUCAGGCUCAGUACUGCAUCAAGAGGAUGCCUCCCUACACUGGCCCAGGUUCUGUUCCUGGGGCUCUGGAUUACACCUCUUUCUCGUCAGCACUGUAUGGAGAAAGCGACCUCUAAUUCUGUAAUUGACGGUAUUCAUGUUAGACACUGAAAAUACCCACCUAAUUUCUCAGAUUACUUUUCAAAAGCUUUGACAAGCCAAUUUAAAAAUGAGUUUUACAAAGUAGGUACUUCCAGUGUAACGUGCUAGUAACUAAACUAGUAUAUAUUAAAGUGUGCAGCACGCAUAGAUUUCUGCAUUGUUGGUUUUAGGUUGUCUGUCCUAUACAAUGCUAGAAAAUAUUUUGAAGAUAAAACAAAUUCCAGGAUAUUAAUUUUGGAAAUAUCCCUUGAGAAAAUAAAA